AAGAAACUCAGUGGAGCGACUUCACCAAGGCGCAAAGGCAUCCGGAGGGCCACUUCACCUGUGUGUGUAUGUGUGCGUGCCUGUGUGUGUUUGUGUGAUGACUUAACUGUGUGAAAUCCAGACUUGCAGAAGCAGUUCGGAUGCUCAGUGCGCUGCAGUGUGCUCUGCUGCAAAGCUGACACACAGUCAAAUCUGAAAUUUCAGACAGAGGAAAAAGGAAAAUCAGAAACAAGACUUUGAGGUUUCUCUGGUGAACUCUCCGCGCGUCUUCUUCUUCAGCAGGUUGGAUCCGACGCACCGACUUGUUGCCCCCAGCUGAGCUCUGAGGGGGCCCUCGGCUGUUGUGUUGCGUGUCCGACAUACAAGUCAGCGACAGGACUUAAAAGCCUGCUGUAAGGAUGAUGUCCUACAUAAAGCAACCUCAUUACACCAUGAACGGGUUAAAUUUGCCUGGCCCCGGGAUGGAUGUGCUACACACAACCGUCGCAUAUCCAUCCACUCCCCGGAAGCAGCGUAGGGAGCGCACCACCUUUACCCGGACACAGCUGGACAUCUUGGAGGCGUUGUUCUCUAAGACGCGCUACCCGGACAUCUUCAUGAGGGAGGAGGUGGCCCUCAAGAUCAACCUGCCUGAGUCACGUGUGCAGGUUUGGUUUAAAAACCGCCGUGCCAAGUGUCGUCAGCAGCAGCAGCAGAGCAGUGGCCAGUCCAAGCCCCGUCCUCCCAAAAAGAAGGCUUCUCCAGUGCAGGAACCCAACGUUCCUGAUCCCGUUUCUAACCCAUCUGGCUCCUACAGCCCCUCCUCUGCCCAGUCAGGCCCCAGCCUGGCUCCAAGCUCCAGCACUGGAAACACUGCUGUGUCCAUCUGGAGCCCGGCCAUCUCGCCCCUGCCCGACCCCCUGGCCUCCUCAGCCCCGUGCAUGCAGCGGCCCUCACCUUACCCCAUGAGCUACGGCCAGCCAUCGGCCUACUCCCAGGGCUACGCCAGCACCACCUCCUACUUCACCGGCCUGGACUGCAGUGCCUACCUCUCCCCCAUGCACUCGCAGCUGUCAGGCACCGUGGGCGCCCUCAGCCCCAUCACCGUGCCCUCGAUGGGGGGCUCCCUAAGCCAGUCACCGGCCUCGCUGUCCUCACAGGGCUACAGCACUGCCUCCUCCCUGGGCUUCACCUCUGUUGACUGCCUGGAUUACAAGGACCAGCAGGCCUGGAAACUGGGCUUCACCACAAUGGACUGCCUGGACCACAAGGACCAAAACUCCUGGAAGUUCCAGGUCCUCUAGAAUGCGCGAACGGGUGGCGUUCAUGUGCGCCAUGUGAGAUAGUGUGAAGCAGGUCAUCCGGAGGACUUGUUAUCUUUGAUAUUCAGUUAUUUGUUUGUAAGAUUUUGUUUCAUUUUCUAAAGGUGACCUCUGUAGAAAUGCAUUUUAUUUUGAACGACUUUGGAGGUGAAGAUGGAAUCUGUUGUCUUCUUCGUGCUACGUUAAAUAAGAGAAGAAAAGCCGUUUGUAGGAACAUGCUGGAGUCACGCGUGCAGCAACGCUCUGAGCCAUCUCUCCUUUUAACACGACGUCAUUUUUUGUUUUAAACUUGCAUUGUCAUAGAGCGAAAGGACCCGCAGCUUUGACAGGAAGGAGCUCUGAAGUCCUAUAGGUCACUUCCUCCUUCAGGGUUUAAUUAUUUUAAGCUAUUUAUUAUUAUUUCAUGCUACAUUUAAAUAUUUAAUUUGGUUGUUGUUUAGACGUUUUCGAGCAUUUUCUUUCUUGUGUUGCAUAUUCCAGUGUUAGCCCUUUAGUGUUAUCAUCCCAAUAUGUUUGAUGGAACAUUUUUAGAUCUUCUGUUUUAGUUGUGUGACAUAUUAAAGUGAUCUAUUCUUUACACCCUUUGUGCGCUGAUGAUCAUUGAGAAUCUGU
Messenger RNA from Larimichthys crocea (large yellow croaker), 1913 nucleotides. RefSeq names its product cone-rod homeobox (gene crx). NCBI's taxonomy places the organism in Eukaryota, Metazoa, Chordata, Actinopteri, Sciaenidae. Gene Ontology annotation, biological process: multicellular organism development; regulation of transcription by RNA polymerase II. Gene Ontology annotation, cellular component: nucleus. Gene Ontology annotation, molecular function: DNA-binding transcription factor activity, RNA polymerase II-specific; RNA polymerase II cis-regulatory region sequence-specific DNA binding. The record is from RefSeq and is a predicted model, not a curated record. Bases 399 to 1283 code for a protein of 294 amino acids. The transcript has 3 exons.